Nezara viridula (southern green stink bug) is the source of this 2265-nucleotide messenger RNA. The record is from the annotation of a GenBank genome assembly. NCBI's taxonomy places the organism in Eukaryota, Metazoa, Arthropoda, Insecta, Hemiptera, Pentatomidae.
AAAUAAAUAAAAGUGAAUUUUUUUUAUAUUGAAGUUUUGGAAAAAUUUUCGUGUCUAAUUAAGAACGGGUGCCGCGUAAACUAGGUGACAAUGUCUCGCCAGUAGCAAUCUAGAAAGUGGGAUAAUUACCAGGAUCCAUAAUGACAUAUAAUGAACCGGUGGCGCCCAAACGAGACUCUUGGACCAUCUGACUCAUGUUAUCCUUAUUCGGACGUAUCCUCAAGGAUCAUUUCGCAACUUCCUAGUGCUAGACUGUACGAUAUAUAACAUGUCCUGUCAGAAAUUAGGAAUCCUUCAAAUUUUUAACGAGAUUAAUUUUAUUUCAGGAAUAAUAAACAGUGACGGAAGACUAUGGAAGGAACAGAGGAAAUUCCUUCAUGACAAGCUACGUCGCUUGGGGAUGACAUAUUCAGGACAAGGAAAACACGAAAUGGAGGCUAGAAUAAUGAAAGAAGUAGAAGUGUUCCUCCACACCCUGAGCAAGGAAAGAAACAACUCGACCGAUUUGAACCCGAUCCUUUGCACCUCAAUCAGUAACGUCAUUUGCUCUUUGGUCAUGAGCGUCCGCUUCAAGCAGAAGGACGCCAAGUUCACAAGGUUCAUGAACCUCAUUGCAGAAGGAUUCAGGCUCUUCGGGUCCUUAAACUAUGCCAACUUCUUCCCUAUCAUGCGCUAUUUACCAGGACUUCAAGAAGUAAUCAAGAAAAUCGCAAAGAACCGUACAGAGAUGGCAGCAUUCUUUCAAGAGACAGUGGAUGACCACCGCGCCACUUUCGAUUCUCAUAAUAUGCGCGAUCUAAUCGAUAACUACCUCAUGGAGAUCGAAGACGCUAAAGCGACAGGACGAUCCGAGGAACUUUUCCAAGGAAAGGAACACGACAGACAGAUGCAGCAGAUCAUCGGAGAUCUCUUCAGCGCUGGCAUGGAGACCAUCAAGACAACCCUUCUCUGGGCUGUCUUGUAUAUGAUCCACGAACCAGAAGUGGCCAGCAAGAUCCAAGAAGAACUGGACAGAGUUGUUGGUCGCAACAGACUUCCUAAGCUAGAAGACAGACCUUAUCUUCCUUACACAGAAGCCGUCAUUCUCGAAGUUCUCCGGAUAUCUUCAGUCGUACCUUUGGGAACCACUCAUUCGAUUCAUCAAGAGACAAAAUUAGGCGGAUAUACGAUACCGGAAAACGCACACGUAGUCCCUCUUCUUCAUGCAGUGCACAUGGACCCAAAUCUCUGGGAUGAGCCAAAAGCCUUCAAACCAGAAAGAUUCCUCAAUCAGGAAGGAAAAGUCUGCAAACCUGAAUAUUUCAUGCCUUUCGGAGUUGGAAGGAGAAUGUGUCUAGGAGACGUUCUCGCCAGGAUGGAACUCUUCGAGUUCUUCUCAUCUUUGAUGCACACCUUCCACCUCCGGAAGGCAGGCGAGGACAGCGGUCUUCCUACUCUGGAAGCCACAACUGGAGCAACUUUAACUCCUCUUCCUUUCGAAGUAUCUCUUGUCCAGAGACCGCUCCAGGAUUCUCCUCACGAGUUCCUCAACACCUGCCAAGGAUUGAGGCCUGCUGGAUCACUCUAAAGCACACCCUCCAAAACAGUUCCUCGUCUUCCUAAAUUUCGUCCGAAAAAAUUAUGAUUCUCCAUUAUUUAAACAAGGACGAGUCUAUAAGACUGAUUUUUUGUUUAUUAUUAAUUUUCUUUUUAACUUAUGUGGUGAAUGAUUGUUAUUCUAUGUUUAGUUUUGUUAUAAUAUUGUUAAUUAGCUUUUAGUGAUUAAUAUCUCGUAACAUCACUAAGAUUUUGAGGUGCCAUAAUGUAUAGGUAUGUUUCUCGUGUUCAGUGUUCUCCAUUAAUUAUAUUGUCGGCUGUGUGUAUACUAAGCUCAGAUCCAAUGUGUUCAUUAUUAGAUUUGUCUCUAGAAUGACGUUCCUCUUUCUAGUCAUUAUUAUGCUCUCUUCUUGUUGUAACUUGUAAGAAUAAUGAAGUAUAUAAUAUAAUUUUAUUAUUUUACAAACAAGAGUGCACUGUACACGCCGAUAUAAUAUAAUAAUAUGCAGCUAGCUAUAUACCUAGUCCUUUCAGUAUUAUACAGUUAAAUAUGUUCCUCAUUCUUGUUAUUGGAAGGAUCGCAUUUAUACUUACCAUAAUAUUUUACUUUGUUGUGUAGCUAGUACAACUACUUAUAAUUUUUGUAUUUUUUUAGCCUUAAAUUAUUUUUUAAUAAAAAUGAUCUGUAUACGAUUUUUAAAAGUAUUGUUUUUAUUAAAUGUUUCUUAA